UGAGCUAGACGCGCUCCGGGCCUGGGGCGCCGAAGGACGCGAAGAGCUGCGGGAUCCCGAGCCGCGCGGACGGCGGGCGAGAUGGAGGCGACCUUGGAGCAGCACUUGGAGGACACAAUGAAGAAUCCAUCCAUUGUUGGAGUCCUGUGCACAGAUUCACAAGGACUUAACCUGGGCUGCCGUGGGACCCUGUCAGAUGAGCAUGCUGGGGUGAUAUCUGUUCUAGCCCAGCAAGCAGCCAAGCUAACCUCAGACCCCACUGAUAUUCCUGUGGUGUGUCUAGAGUCAGAUAAUGGGAACAUUAUGAUCCAGAAACAUGACAGCAUCACGGUGGCAGUGCACAAGAUGGCCUCGUGACAUCUCAUAUCAGUCCCCAGCCGCCUGUCAUAGACGCUAGAUCCUACCUAUGUUAAUUAUCUUGUAGGACUAGGGAAGUCCCAGUAGUUCGGCCAUUUAUUUAGUGUACAUUGGGCACUUUUCUGUCCAUUUUAGAGUGAGUUGCUUUUUGACACUCAAUGGGCUGACUUCUCAAAAUAUUAAGAAAGGAUCAUGUUUUGAAGCAGCAGGUCCAGGUCACUUUGUACAUAGAAUUUUGUUCAAUAAAUCUGGUCAACGGAAA
Lynx canadensis (Canada lynx) is the source of this 619-nucleotide messenger RNA. It is a transcript of the gene LAMTOR5, whose product is annotated as late endosomal/lysosomal adaptor, MAPK and MTOR activator 5. The record is from RefSeq and is a predicted model, not a curated record. Gene Ontology annotation, biological process: cellular response to amino acid stimulus; positive regulation of TORC1 signaling. The coding region runs from base 82 to 357 and encodes 91 amino acids. Gene Ontology annotation, molecular function: guanyl-nucleotide exchange factor activity. Lineage: Eukaryota; Metazoa; Chordata; Mammalia; Carnivora; Felidae. Gene Ontology annotation, cellular component: Ragulator complex; lysosome; cytoplasm. The transcript has 4 exons.